AGGAGAAGUUUCCUGUGUGUGUGUGGAGAGAGGAGCAGGAGUGAGGACGCUGGUGCUGGGCUUGUUUUUCACUCAUCAGCUGCUUGUUUUUAUUUAGAGUUAGCAACAUUGGACACAACACAUUUCAGUGGAGGAGGCGGGAGAGGAGGGGACGGUGACCGGCAGUGAGGUAACUUAAGGAGCUGGAAUCCAACUAAUAACAGAAUACAAGGCUGCAGAAAGAGACAAUGUGGAAAUGAAUCUUGUUUCCUGCUCUAGCCAACUAAAGAUAUCAUUUCUUCUUAAGCUUCUGAAUGGUUCAAAGAAACUAUUUUCAUUUUCUGGAUAGAAGUUUUUAACUUAUACAUGAUGAGUCUCACAGGAGAGAGACCACACCUGUGCUCGGAGUGUGAUAGAAGCUUUACACAUAAAUCACGUCUUAUCAUACAUCAGAGGAUUCACACAGGAGAGAAACCAUUUACAUGUUCUGAAUGUAGCAAGUGUUUUUCCUGGAAGUCAUCUCUUGUUAAACAUCAGAGGAGUCACACAGGAGAAAAACCAUUUACAUGUUCUGAAUGUGGGAAGUGUUUUUCCCUGAAGUCUCAUCUCGUUUUACAUCAGAGGAGUCACACAGGAGAGAAACCAUUUGAAUGUUCUGAAUGUAGGAAGUGUUUUCCCCGGAAGGCAGAGCUUGUUAUACAUCAGAGGAGUCACACAGGAGAGAAGCCAUUUGAAUGUACUGAAUGUAGGAAGUGUUUUCCCCUGAAGUGGAAUCUUGUUAUACAUCAGAGGAGUCACACAGGAGAGAAACCAUUUACAUGUUCUGAAUGUAGGGAGGGUUUUCCCCUAAAGUCAGAGCUUAUUAUACAUCAGAGGAUUCACACAGGAGAGAAACCAUUUGAAUGUUCAGAAUGUAGGAAGUGUUUUUCCCUGAAGUCGAAUCUUGUUAUACAUCAGAGGAGUCACACAGGAGAGAAACCAUUUGAAUGUACUGAAUGUAGAAAGUGUUUUUCCCUGAAGUCGAAUCUUGUUAUACAUCAGAGGAUUCACACAGGAGAGAAACCAUUUGAAUGUUCUGAAUGUAGGAAGUGUUUUUCCCAGAAUUCAUUUCUUGUUAUACAUCAGAGGAGUCACACAGGAGAGAAACCAUUUACAUGUUCUGAGUGCAGCAAGUGUUUUUCCCAGAAGUCAUAUCUUGUUAAUCAUCAGAGGAGUCACACAGGAGAAAAACCAUUUACAUGUUCUGAAUGUAGGAAGUGUUUUUCCCAGAAGUCAGAGCUUGUUAUGCAUCAGAGAGUUCACACAGGAAAGAAACCAUUUGAAUGUUCUGAAUGUAGGAAGUGUUUUUCCCAGAAGUCGUAUUUUGUUAUACAUCAGAGGAGUCACACAGGAGAGAAACCAUUUACAUGUUCUGAAUGUAGCAAGUGUUUUUCCCAUAAGUCGUAUCUUGUUAUACAUCAGAGGAGUCACACAGGAGAGAAACCAUUUGAAUGUACUGAAUGUAGAAAGUGUUUUUCCCUGAAGUCGAAUCUUGUUAAACAUCAGAGGAGUCACACAGGAGAGAAACCAUUUGAAUGUUCUGAAUGCAGCAAGUGUUUCUCCGAUAAGUCAUAUCUUGUUAUACAUCAGAGGAGUCACACAGGAGAGAAACCAUUUACAUGUUCUGAGUGCAGCAAGUGUUUUUCCCAGAAGUCACUUCUUACUAUACAUCAGAGGAGUCACACAGGAGAAAAACCAUUUACAUGUUCUGAAUGUAGGAAGUGUUUUUCCCGGAAGUCAGAGCUUGUUAUGCAUCAGAGAGUUCACACAGGAAAGAAACCAUUUGAAUGUUCUGAAUGCAGCAAAAGCUUUACACAUAAAUCACGUCUUAUCAUACAUCAGAGGAGUCACACAGGAGAGAAACCACAUCUGUGUUCUGAGUGUGACAGAAGCUUCACAUGUAAAUCACAUCUUAUCAGACAUCAGAGGAUUCACACAGGAGAGAGACCACAUCUGUGCUCUGAGUGUGACAGAAGCUUUACAUGUAAAUCACAUCUUAUCAUGCAUCAGAGGAGUCACACAGGAGAGAGACCAUUUACAUGUUCUGAUUGCAGCAAGUGUUUUUCCUGGAAGUCAUCUCUUGUUAUACAUCAGAGGAGUCACACAGGAGAAAAACCAUUUACAUGUUCUGAGUGCAGCAAGUGUUUUUCCCGGAAGUCAUAUCUUGUUAUACAUCAGAGAGUUCACACAGGAAAGAAACCAUUUGAAUGUUCUGAAUGCACCAAGUGUUUUUCCCAUGAGUCAUCUCUUGUUGUUCAUCAGAGGAGUCACACAGGAGAGAAACCAUUUACAUGUUCUGAGUGCAGCAAGUGUUUUUCCCGGAAAUCAGAGCUUAUUAUACAUCAGAGGAGUCACACAGGAGAAAAACCAUUUACAUGUUCUGAAUGUAGCAAGUGUUUUUCCCAUGCGUCAUCUCUUGUUAUUCAUCAGAGGAGUCACACAGGAGAGAAACCAUUUACAUGUUCUGAAUGUAGGAAGUGUUUUCCCCAGAAGUCACCGCUUGUUAUACAUCAGAGGAGUCACACAGGAGAGAAACCAUUUGAAUGUUCUGAAUGUAGGAAGUGUUUUUCCCGGAAGUCACUUCUUACUAUACAUCAGAGGAGUCACACAGGAGAGAAACCAUUUACAUGUUCUGAAUGUAGGAAGUGUUUUCCCCAGAAGUCAGAGCUUGUUAUACAUCAGAGGAGUCACACAGGAGAGAAACCAUUUGAAUGUUCUGAAUGUAGGAAGUGUUUUUCCAUGAAGUCACAUCUUGUUAGACAUCAGAGGAGUCACACAGGAGAGAAACCAUUUACAUGUUCUGAAUGCAGCAAGUGUUUUUCCCAGAAGUCUUAUCUUGUUAUACAUCAGAGGAGUCACACAGGAGAGAAACCAUUUACAUGUUCUGAAUGUAGGAAGUGUUUUCCCCAGAAGUCAGAUCUUGUUGUACAUCAGAGGAGUCACACAGGAGAGAAACCAUUUAUAUGUUCUGAAUGCAGCAAGUGUUUUACUAGAAAGAAAACACUCAGUAAUCACAUGCGGAGUCACUCAUCACAUGUAACUUAUCACAACUGUAUGAAUUCAAUGGAGCCAAUAUUUAUUUUCUGAAUGUGACAAGUGUUUUAUAUAAAUGACUCUUGAUAAAGACAGGAGAGGUCAGACAAGUGGACCUGGAGGUACUUUUCCCCUUGGGAAGGUCUCUGUGUUAGGAACUAGAGCUGCAGUAUAACAAUAGCCAAUGACCGUGGGACUGCCAUUACUGAGCUCUGUAAUAUACAGCUGUUCUGCUCAUGCAGGUGCUGGGACUAGUAGAGAGUUCCAGCAGCUCCUCUCAGUACUGGGAUUCCUUCUCUGACCAGCAGGGCUAUGAGUACUGGGUAUUUCUACAGGAACAAUGUAUGCUGUUCUGUUUCACCAUAUGGGUUAUAUUUACUAAAUAUCAGUUUUUCAAAGCCACUGAUUCUUACUGUCUAUGAUCGCUGGAUGAUAACGGGCAGUAAUAAUACAUGUAAAUUCAGGCUUGUUUUGCUUGUAUUUCUAUUGCCUUUAAAUCCAGCACACAAAUGGAGUGAAAAUCUCUGGCUUUCAAAAAAACUGUAGUAACUACAGUAUACCCGCUACAGGUCUUUCCUCUGGUCUCUUAUACCUCUGUAUUAUUUCUCUAAUACCUUUUAUAUUACUACUAUUACUGUUUAGUAAAAUGGUGCAAGUAAAACACUGGUCAUCUGUAUCCCAUAGCAACCAAAUGAUAACACUUGUUUGUUUGCUGGCACUAGACAGCUAAUAGCCGAUAUCUGGUUGCUAUGGGUUACAGCACAUGCUUGCUUUCCACAUCAUGUAAGUAAAUAAGUCCCAAUUUGUGCGCAUUGGGCCUAAUUCAGAUCUGAUUGCAGCAGCAAAAUUGUUAGAUAAUGGGCAAAACUAUUUGCUCUGUGGUGGGGCAGAUAUAACGUGCAGAGGGAAUUAAUUAGAUUUUUCUCGGUUAUUUGUUUCUGUGCAGGGUAAAUACUGGCUGCUUUAUUUUUAUACUGCAAUUUAGAUUUCAGUUUGAACACACCCCGCCCAAAUCUAACUCCCCCCACACAUGUUAUAUCUGCCACCCCCCCCCCCUGCACUGCACAUGGUUGUGUCCAUUAGCUAACAAUUUUGCUGCUGCGAUCAGAUCUGAUUUAGGGCUUCUGUGUACCAGGGUAAUAGUAAAGUUCCUUCACAAUAAAUGAAACUAGUAUGACAGUAAUAAUAUACACAAUACUAACUUUGACAUAGGGGGUUAUUCAGGCCUGAACACAGCCAUGCAUCUGUACGCAGUGGCUGCAUUUUGGUGGUCUGCGCACAUGCACUGGCCGCAGUGCACAUGUGUGACCCUUCUCGCGGCUGCAUCUAUGAAGGAUGUGGCUGCAAGAUGAUUGGGGGUGGGGUGUGGUGGACCCAACAAGGGCAUGCCGUGACUGUUUUCGGUGCGUGAUGUCCCAUGCAGCAGCUCCAUUUAUAAGAUAUGGAGGCUGACCAUCUGACUGCGCAGACAGGCUGCACUGCCAGGGGUCAACAUUAGUUUGAUGCGUCCACAAUCUAAUUGCAGAUGCAUCGGGCUGGCAGACCAUCACACAUACCGGGCAGCCUUGUCCUGUGCUGGGCGGCUCCCAGCAUGUGAGGAGAUGGACGCAGAUCUGGCUGCAUAUAUCUCUGAAUCAGGUCCAUAGUACUCAGUGAUGUAACUCAGACAGAUCUGUCCUGUAUGUAGACUGAAGGGCCAUGUACAAAUAAUGGGCCGGAUGUAAUGGCUUGCGAGACGGCCGGAGCUCCGAGACUGGUUUUGCAUUGUAAACAUUUGCUGCUUUUAAAAAAACAUUUCAAGUUCGGCCGGAUUGGAGCUCUGGCCGUCUCCAAUCCAUUACAUCCGGCCGCAUAUCUGUAAUAACCAUACAUGUUACUAGCAGUUGUCCCCAUAACACUCAUUGAGUAAAAGGAUUUCAUCAGUAUUUAAUACUUUUGUACAUUCCUCUUCUACAUUUUAGAAGAUAGACCCAGGAGAGAUACUUAGGUGAUCAUGUAACAAUGACUAUCUGGCACCUCAAAGAAUCAUUUUAUCAUUAUCUCUUACGUCCUAGAGGAUGCUGGGGUCCACAUUAGUACCAUGGGGAAUAGACGGGUCCCUUGGGAGCCAUGGGCACUUUAAGAGUGUGGGCUGGCUCCUCCCUCUAUGCCCCACCUACCACACUCAGUUUAGAAAAUGUGCCCGUUGGAGCCGGUCACAGCUAGGGGAGCUCCUAGGAGUUCUUUUUUUUUGAAUUGGGUAUAGGCGACAGCCUCCCUGCUUCGUGGGACUUAGGGAGGGAAUAGGAACCAACCCUAGAGGUUAAUGUCUCCUAUUUCUGCUGACAGGACACUGAGCUCCUGACGGUGAUGAUCGCUAGCCCCCGAGGCAGCACUGCCGCCACCCCCUAACAGAGCCAGAAGGUCGAGGUGGUGAGUAUGACGCCGGUGCCCCGAUAAGCGGGUCACCGGUGAGAAUGGUGGCACAAGGGUGGGAGUACAGCCGUGUAAGUCUGCGCUCCAGAGGGCUCAGAGGUACAUGUGUGCGGCGCUGUGAGGGGAGCCCUGGGCAAGCGCAAUACCCUUUACGCUGGUCCCUAUUGCUAUCAGGGACUCUGUAUUGCUACUAGCCACCAUUACCUCAGGCCAGUAUAAUCUCCAGAAGUGCGGGAAGACGUGCCAUUACAGGGGGCGGAGCUUCUCUUCAGAACGGAUCCAGCACUCACCAGCACCAUUUUCUCCCUGCAGAUCACAGCUCAGAGACGCUGACAGGGAGCGCUGCCCCUCAACAUAACUCCAGCUAUCCUGUGCGGUACCAGAGGGUUACAGAGGGGGGAGAGUGUUCACAUUUUAGUACUGUAUAGUCUAUUAAGGUUACUCAGUCAGCACCAGACUUUUAUUAUAUAACUGCCUACUGGGGCACUGUGUGUGCUGGCUCCUUAACUCUGUCUCUCUGAAGGUACUUGGGGGAACCUGUGUCUGACAUUUUUCUCUGUGUGUGUGUAUGUUUAUAUAUCUCACAUUACCAUGUCUAGGGACUCUGUGUCUUGUGCUGCAGAGUGUGUAUCUUCUCCAGAGGAGUCUAUUCCAUGUACUCAGGAAUGCAAUAUACUGUCUCAGUCUUCUGAAUCCGAACCCCAGUGGGUGGCUUCUAUUAAGGGAAUGAUAUCCCAGAUUUCAUCUAGGAUAGCUCAUAAUGAGACUGAAACACAGGUUUUGAAAAAAUCUGUAGAGGUUUUGUCGUAUUCUGCUCCCACUACCUCAUCCAAAUCCCCUGGUAUAUGCCCCCAAAAAGCGUGCUCUUGCCCAGAUAUUGCAGGUCGACACGGAAACCGACUCUAAUACGGGAGUUGGUGAUAGAAAUAUACUGGGGGGGAGGCAUCCCUUGCUAAGGGGGUGCAACUCAUAAUUGAGGCCAUUAGGGACGUUUUACACAUUACUGACAAGGUACCUGAGCAGGUUGAGGAGGCUUACUUUACAGACAAUAAGAAAGCCUCCCUUGCCUUCCCUGCGUCUAAGGAAUUAAACGCAUUGUUUGAAAAAUCCUGGGAAAUUUCGGACACAAAAUUCCAGAUCCCAAAGAGGGUUCUCGUUGCUCCUCCUUUCUCUGAAGAGGACAGGAAAAAGUUGGAAAAACCCUCCUAUAGUAGAAGCUUCUGUAUCUAGAUUGUCUAAAAAGGUGGUUUUACCUGUCCCUGGGUCUACCACUUUGAAAGAGCCGGCAGACCGCAAGAUUGAGACUAUGCUCAAAUCAAUAUACACAGCUUCAGGCAUGUGGUUAAGGCCCACUAUUGCCUGUGCAUGGAUUUCUAAAUCCAUAGUAAAGUGGUCAGGCACAUUAUUAGAGGAUUUAGAUUCUAUGGAUAGAAGUGACAUUAAAAUGUUUUUCUCUGACGUCCUAGUGGAU
This is a messenger RNA of Pseudophryne corroboree (corroboree frog), 6937 nucleotides long. Its product is annotated as zinc finger protein 850-like. Bases 346 to 3105 code for a protein of 919 amino acids. The transcript has 3 exons. The record is from RefSeq and is a predicted model, not a curated record. Lineage: Eukaryota; Metazoa; Chordata; Amphibia; Anura; Myobatrachidae.